Molecule: messenger RNA, 1284 nt
Organism: Clarias gariepinus (North African catfish)
Lineage: Eukaryota; Metazoa; Chordata; Actinopteri; Siluriformes; Clariidae
Gene: dkk1b
Product: dickkopf WNT signaling pathway inhibitor 1b
Biological process (GO): negative regulation of canonical Wnt signaling pathway; multicellular organism development
Cellular component (GO): extracellular region
Molecular function (GO): co-receptor binding; receptor antagonist activity
Source: RefSeq, a predicted model, not a curated record
AUGAAGCGUCACGCGCUGCACACCGGCAGGAAAGCGCGCUCUUGUAGGUGCUCGUGUAAGUUAAUGAUGUCGCUCGUGAGGGUUUCCGCCUUGUGCCUCGCUCUGCUCAGGUGCGCGUUCGCGAGCGCUGUUCUCCACAACUCCAACGCCAUCAAGUUCGGUACAGCUGCGGCCAGCGCGAGCCCAGAUGUGCUCCCAGUGGACGGGGGCGAGCAGAACUUAGCCAUCGAUACAGCGCAGCCUCAGGCGUGCACAGUCGACUCCGAGUGCCGUCGCGAGGAGUUCUGCCUGCUCUCCCGUGGCGCGUGCCUUCAGUGCAAGAAACGUAGAAAGCGCUGCACCCGGGACGCCAUGUGCUGCCCUGGCAACCACUGUAGCAACGGAGUGUGCCAAACGAACGACCCAGACCUCAUUCUUCAAGCCGUCGUAGAAGAGCUUGUGUCCAUCAGCACUCAUCUUAAAGAGAACGCUACAGUGACCCACCAAUCCAAAGUACCGCUUCCGGAAGCACCUCAAAACCUUAAAGGUCUGGAAGGAGAGAACUGCCUGAGAUCUUCAGACUGCAGCGAGGGUCUCUGCUGUGCCCGUCACUUUUGGUCCAAGAUAUGCAAGCCGGUGCUGAAAGAGGGCCAGGUGUGCACGAAGCACAAGCGGAAAGCCACUCACGCUCUGGAGAUCUUCCAGCGUUGUGACUGCGGGGAAGGUCUGAGUUGCAGAAUGCAGAAAGGAGAUCACGGCAAGGUCUCGCGAAGCCUCCACACAUGCCAGAGACACUAAGAUGCUCGAGUUGAGGAUUAUUUCCUGAAAGUUUCUGGGAAGAAGGAGCAAUCUUUAAGAACGUAGAGAGAAAGAAAAAAGAAAAACAUCAACAGUGGAAGUGGAAAUGACAUGGAAUGGAAUGGGAUUCUAUACUCUGUUUCGAUUUAUUUUUUUUGUUUUUUAAUAUGUUGUUCUUAUUUCUUACCGUCUCCAGUUGUGUGUGUGUCAACAUUGCAGAGUAGAUAUAAAUGUUUCUCUAUGGAACUUGGCAUUUGAUGGUUGCAGUACAUUACUGUAUUGUAAAUACUAUUGGGAAUGUUGGCACUUAACUCUGAUUUUUGUCAACACACAGAGUAUGCAUCACCCCCCUUUGUAUAUACAGAUUUUUAUAAUCGUACAGAGACUGAUAUAUGUCUAUUUUUUAUUCUAAAUAAAGAGUGUAAUGCUAUUUAUGUUUUAGGCUGUGUUUAAGUGUUUAAGCUGUAAUAGCUGCCAUAAUUACCAAUAAAAAAAGACCAAUGGUAA